This is a messenger RNA of Colossoma macropomum (tambaqui), 3328 nucleotides long. RefSeq names its product aryl hydrocarbon receptor-like. Gene Ontology annotation, molecular function: nuclear receptor activity; protein dimerization activity; transcription cis-regulatory region binding. The transcript is spliced from 11 exons. Gene Ontology annotation, biological process: regulation of transcription by RNA polymerase II. The record is from RefSeq and is a predicted model, not a curated record. Gene Ontology annotation, cellular component: nucleus; aryl hydrocarbon receptor complex. Lineage: Eukaryota; Metazoa; Chordata; Actinopteri; Characiformes; Serrasalmidae. The coding region runs from base 254 to 3037 and encodes 927 amino acids.
CUGAAGUGGUGCGCGAGUCUGGAGGACCAAAACGAUAGGAAUGACGCCAUUAUUUAUUCUUUUAAAAAUAUAUUUUUAUAGACUUUCCUGAACAGCUUUUAACUGAGUGUAAUGCGCCGUUUGACUCACAGCGACCGUUUAUUUCAGCUUCACGGCUCUUGGAUUUAUAAGAUAUAAAUAAAAGCGGAUUUUUCUGCCGGACUCUGACUUUGGGAGGUACUUUUAUUCUGUAUUUUAUACAGAAAACCUAAGGAUGUACGCUGGUCGUAAACGGAGGAAACCGGUGCAGCGAUCGGUGAAGCAGCCUCCACCUGAAGGGGCCAAAUCCAACCCUUCCAAGCGUCACAGGGAUCGGCUCAACUCGGAGCUGGAGCGGCUGGCUAGUCUGUUGCCCUUCCCCGAAGAGGUCACUUCCAGCCUAGACAAGCUUUCCAUCCUCCGCCUGAGCGUCAGCUACCUGCGUGCCAAGAACUUCUUCUCUGUUGCCCUGAAGAACCACAACUCCAGUGGGGCGACUGCCAAUGUUGGUAACUAUGACAACGGCAAAGCUGUGGGAUUUGCAGGCCAUCAGAUGCCAGAGGGUGAACUCCUACUGCAGGCUUUGAACGGCUUUGUGCUGGUCAUCACUGCUGAAGGAACGAUAUUCUAUUCCUCCCACACCAUCCAGGACUAUCUGGGCUUCCAUCAGACUGAUGUCAUGCACCAGAGUGUGUCUGAGCUCGUCCACACAGAGGACCAGCAGGAGUUGAGGAGGAACCUCCACUGGGCACUGAACCCCCCAGUGACAACAAAUCCAACAUCUCUGGAGCCUGGCCAAGAUGCGCAUGGUUCAGGCUCCUCCCAGGAAACCUACAGCCCUGAGCAGCUGCCUCCUGAGAAUUCAUCGUUCUUGGAGAGAAAUUUUGUGUGUCGCUUCCGAUGUCUCUUGGACAAUUCUUCUGGAUUUCUGGCUCUGAAUCUCCAGGGUAGGCUAAAAUUCCUGCAUGGCCAGAACCACUUUGGAGAUGACAGAGCCAAAACACCACUCCAGCUGGCACUGUUUGCAAUUGCUACUCCACUCCAGCCACCCUCAAUCUUGGAGAUUCGGACCAAGAACAUGAUCUUCAGAACCAAGCACAAACUGGAUUUCACCCCCAUGGCUUGUGAUGCAAAGGGUAAAAUUGUCUUGGGCUACACUGAGGCUGAGUUGAGAGUUCGGGGGUCCGGGUACCAGUUCAUCCAUGCGGCAGAUAUGCUGUAUUGUGCUGAAAACCAUGUUCGAAUGAUAAAGACUGGUGAGAGUGGACUGACAGUAUUCCGGCUCCUCACCAAAGACAACUGCUGGAAAUGGGUCCAAGCCAAUGCAAGACUAGUAUACAAGAAUGGCAAACCUGAUUACAUCAUUGCCACCCAAAGGCCACUUCUGGAGGAGGAGGGUGGUGAACACUUGAGAAAACGCUCUAUGCACCUUCCCUUUACAUUUGCAACUGGUGAAGCUAUGCUGUACCAAACCAGCCAUCCAGUAGCAGGAUUUAAUGAAGUUCACCAAGGAAAUGGAAAGAUCAGUAAGUCAAAAAAGGGGCGGACUGAUAAAUCCUCUGAGGAAGUUCUGGAUCCUUCUUCACUGCUUGGUGCACUGAUGAGCCAAGAUGAAUCUGUUUAUGUGUGCCAGCCAGCUGUGGAGACCAAAAUUACAUUUCAGAACAGCUUGUUUGGCACAUUGGAAGCCCUACCUUGCUGGUCUGAGAGUGACUCUGGGAUUCUUAGGAACUGGGAUCAAACAGGUAAUAACAUAUUGGAUCCAGAGCCCCCUGACACAAGUGCUGACCCACUGCUAGCCACCUUAGAUUCUUUAUCCCUAAGCAAUGAAGUUAUUGGUGAUUCAGAGGACUGCUCCAACGGAGAGCUGUUUGGAGCUCUGGAGGGUCUCGGAUUAAGCGCGGAAGACUUGGAGCUGCUUCUUCUUGAUGAGCGCAUGAUUCAAGUGGACAUGGACCCAGAUCAUGUUCCUACUCUUGACGACCUUCUCACCAAUGAUGAGAUACUGUCUUUCAUACAUGACUCGCUUGAGCAAGAAUGUGAGAUGGAAAGCCAGUUACCCUCUCCAGUUUCCAUGACUAUGACCACCUUGGUGCCUGAAACCUACACUACAUCAACACCUAAUGUGCACGUCCCAUGUAUACCUCUUAGGCCACCACCUUGUGAUCAGAGACCCAUUGUCCACCUGUCCCAACAGAUGCAACUGCAUCUCAGUCUGAGACACCCUCCACCAGUUCCAGACACCAUGUCCCAGCAUGGCAACCAGUCAAAGAAACAUUUGGAAAAUGGACUUGCACUCCAUACUGUGACCAGCACCAGGACACUAAGCGGCCAACAGGCUGUUCCAGACAGCAGUUCCUCAGUAGUUAAAGUUAAUGCCAAACAGCUCUUUCAUUUACAGCAGUACUGCCAACAGCAACACCAGUGGCCUAGACAACAAAGCCAGUCUUCUCAGUCCCACCAUCCCAUCACUGAAAACUGUAACAUUAAUGGACUACACACUGUCAAUUCAGGUAAUCCUGUGAACCUAAACCAAGAGUAUGGCUUCUGUUAUGACAAUCAAGCACACACAACUGUCAGUGUCCCUUGCCUUCACAAUGGACACACAUCAGUUCACACCCAAGUGGACGAAUACAAUACGGCUGACAUUUCUUGUAUGAAUUUUGUAGACAACGGACAGUUGCCUCUGGAAAAUAGAAUUCACGAGGAGACCACACUUCCUUUGCAUCAAAGGGUUGAUCAGAAGGAGCAGCUGGCCCAAAUGUUGUCUAGUUUUUCACAGCAUAUCCUGAGUGUUGGGCAGACUUGCGGACAGCUGCCCUCACAGGACCCUUUCGGAAUGUUUACCUCAGAGCCUCAAGACUCUCAACAGAGCAAGGUGAACAGUGGGCACAUCCCCAGUGGCACCUGUGCAGCUGGCGUGCCAAAUGGAAGUGUGGUGGCACCUCCUAGUGGCAUUCUUCAACCUGAGUCCCUCUCCGGUCUUCCAGAUCCACAGACAUCAGGGUUCAUCCUUUGACAGCAGCACAGCGGUUUCUGUCAACAAGAGAUUAAAGAAACUUGAAAUGGAUUAAAAGUUCCUUCCUGUCCUUUAUUUAGCAGUAGUGAAUUUCUGUUUCCACAUCAUUACUGUUAUCCAGACGACUGUUACCAGAUACCGCGUCCUUACAUCCUCAUUCAUUUAUGUCAAUUAUGUCUUUAAUCAAUUGUUUACGAUUGUAAUUGUUAGCGGUAUUUGAUUGCACUGUAGCUUUUUGUAUUAGGACUGUUGUUAAAAUUUACAUAGUAAUUCCUCCUCACUAAGCAGAAC